AUGAGCGGGUCUCGUCUUGUCAGCAACCAAGCGACCAGACGAUUCGUUCAAAUACAAUCUCGACAUGCAUCUUCACUGUCCACGAACACGUUGAGGACCCGGACUUUCCGCAGCUCGAAAGAUUACCCUGCACAUUUACAAGCACUAGCUAUCUUGUUACCCAGACGCGCGUAUGCGACCGAGACGAGUACUCACAGUAGUGACGGGGGACCCCCUCCAGGAUUCAAUAUCAAUGAGGCCAAAAAGCCACUGCCCAAGAAGGAACUCGAAAAAGACCCAGCAGCGCAGUCCUUCACAGCAGCUGAAUUAAGAAAGUCGGACGAACUGACUAGCAUACCACUCGACCAGCCGACCAGCGGCGACAAGACUACUGCACGAGAAGAAUCUACUCUGACCGAGUUGGCAGCCAGUAAGGCUGCAAGUGAAGCCAAAGGAGUUUCAAAGAAGGAAGAGAAGAAAUUGACAAUUGGCCAAAAGAUUAAGAAAGAGUUGCAGCACUAUUGGGAUGGCACAAAACUGCUUGCUACCGAAGUACGAAUUUCCUCGCGUCUGGCUUUGAAGAUGGCUGCUGGCUAUGAAUUGUCUCGUCGAGAGAACCGCCAGUUACAACGAACAGUCCAGGAUCUUGGCCGUCUUGUUCCAUUCUCUGUUUUCGUCAUCGUGCCUUUUGCCGAACUUCUCCUCCCGGUCGCGCUCAAGCUAUUCCCAAAUAUGCUACCUUCCACUUUCGAGGGCCAGAAGUCCAGAGAAAACAAAGCUGCUAGCUUGCGGAGCACGAGGAAGAAAGUAUCUAGCUUUCUGAGAGAUACCCUUCGUGAGACUGGUCUUCCGGUAUCUGCCACAACAGCCAAGAAAGAGGAGUUCAUAGAGUUCUUCCGGAAGGUUCGCAGUACUGGCGACGCCCCAACCAAAGACGACACUAUCAAAGCCUGCCGCAUGUUCAAAGAUGAUCUGACAUUGGACAACUUGAGUCGGCCACAGCUGGUUGGAAUAUGUAAGUACAUGAACCUGAACACUUUCGGUACAGAUGCCAUGCUGCGGUACCAGAUCAGGCAUCGUAUGAGGCAGAUCAAGAGGGACGACAAAGCAAUUUCUUUUGAAGGUGUUGACUCCCUCUCCGUUCCGGAACUACAAAUGGCCUGCGCGUCGAGAGGUUUGAGGACACAUGGUAUGUCACCGGCCAAGCUAAGAGAAGAUCUGCAAAUGUGGCUGGAUUUGAGGCUGAAGUAUAACAUACCAUCUACGUUGCUCGUGCUGUCCAACGCAUACAUGUACACUUCAGGCAAAGAUAAGGAGAUUGACACUCAGAUUGAAGCGCUUCAGGCAGUGCUGUCAUCCAUUCCAGAAGAACUCUUCCACGAGAUCGAGCUUGAAGUGCACAAUGCAGAGGGUGCAGCUACGAACAGACAACGACUAGAGGUUUUGAAAGAGCAGCAGGAGCUCAUCGAAGAAGAGAAUGAGCAGGCAGACGAGCAAAAGGAAGCCUCUGCUUCAAAAGGAGAAGAAGCAAAAGAAGUGAAGGACGACAAGGACAUCGACGAAAAGCCAAAGGCUAAGGCGGCCGACGCUAAAACUCCUGAACCUGAAGCUAAAGAGGCUCAAGAGGCUGAGCAGGACGCUGUAAAGCAGGGGGAAGCUGAAAAGUCAAGAAAAGAGGAGGAGGUCAAGAAGGAAUGA
This is a messenger RNA of Lithohypha guttulata, 1677 nucleotides long. It is a transcript of the gene YLH47, whose product is annotated as LETM1 domain-containing protein ylh47. Gene Ontology annotation, cellular component: mitochondrial inner membrane. Lineage: Eukaryota; Fungi; Ascomycota; Eurotiomycetes; Chaetothyriales; Trichomeriaceae. Gene Ontology annotation, molecular function: ribosome binding. The record is from RefSeq and is a predicted model, not a curated record. The coding region runs from base 1 to 1677 and encodes 558 amino acids. Gene Ontology annotation, biological process: intracellular monoatomic cation homeostasis. The transcript is spliced from 2 exons.